Messenger RNA from Homarus americanus (American lobster), 3111 nucleotides. It is a transcript of the gene Got1, whose product is annotated as aspartate aminotransferase, cytoplasmic-like. Gene Ontology annotation, biological process: L-aspartate biosynthetic process. The record is from RefSeq and is a predicted model, not a curated record. NCBI's taxonomy places the organism in Eukaryota, Metazoa, Arthropoda, Malacostraca, Decapoda, Nephropidae. Gene Ontology annotation, molecular function: L-aspartate:2-oxoglutarate transaminase activity; pyridoxal phosphate binding. Bases 79 to 1308 code for a protein of 409 amino acids. The transcript has 8 exons. Gene Ontology annotation, cellular component: cytosol.
ACUCAGCAGCCGGCACUUGUGAUUAGUGUCCACCCAGGUGCGGUACAGCUCGUCCGGCUCCUCCACCUCCUCCUCGUCAUGGCAACCAGUCGAUUUGCAGAGGUCCAGCAGGGGCCUCCCAUCGAGGUGUUCGCCAUCAAUAAAGCCUUCGCUGACUGCACAGCCGAGAAGAAGGUCAACAUCAGUGUGGGAGCUUAUCGUACUGACGAGGGUAAGCCAUGGGUGUUGCCAGUGGUGAGGAAGGUGGAAGCAGAGUUGGCAUCAGACAUGAGCCUCAACCAUGAAUAUUUACCCAUUUUGGGCAUGGAGGCAUUCACGACGGCUGCUGCAAAAAUGUUAUUGGGGGCAUCUCACCCAGCCAUCACUGAAGGAAGGGUAACUUCAGUACAAUCACUGUCUGGAACCGGAGGUCUUCGUGUAGCGGCUGAUUUCUUGUGUCGGGUCCUCAAGUACAACACCGCCUAUUAUUCUUCACCAACCUGGGGGAACCACCGCCUCAUUUUCUCAGAUGCUGGGUUUACUGAACUUCGUCAGUACAGGUACUGGGAUGCAGCUACCCGUGGCCUCAACUUUGAUGGCAUGAUUGAAGACCUCACUAAUGCCCCAGAAAACUCCGUUAUAAUCUUCCAUGCCUGUGCUCACAACCCAACUGGUGUUGACCCCACACAAGACCAGUGGAAGAAGAUUGCAGAUUUGGUUGAAGAAAAGAAACUGUUCCCCCUGUUUGACUCGGCCUACCAAGGGUUUGCCUCGGGAGACCUCGACAAUGAUGCCUGGGCAGUACGUUAUUUCGCCGAGCGUGGCUUUGAAAUGAUGGGCACUCAGUCAUUCUCCAAGAACUUCGGCUUGUAUAAUGAGCGCAUUGGUAACCUGAUGAUCGUGGUGAAGGACCCUGCCUGUAUUACUCCCAUGAGGUCCCAGCUGACACUGCUGGUGCGAGGGUCCUACUCCAACCCUCCCUGUCAUGGUGCUCGUGUGGUGUCCCGGGUCCUCAAUGAUCCAGCACUCUUUGAAGAAUGGAAGGACUGCAUCAGGACCAUGAGCGGUCGCAUCAUAGAAAUGCGUAAGGGCCUGAGGGAACGUUUGGAGAAGUUGGGCACACCUGGCAAGUGGGACCACAUCACUGCUCAGAUUGGAAUGUUCUCCUUCACUGGGCUCUCAGCCGAACAAGCCAAAUUCCUGUGUGAUAAGUACCACGUCUUCAUUCUGUCAAAUGGCCGGAUAAACAUGUGUGGCAUCACAACAGGGAACAUUGACCAUGUGGCAGAAGCAAUUAAUGAUGCAGUGUGCAAUGUUUCCAAGGCCUAGUAGUGAAGCAGUGUGUCAGUGUCAUUACCUAAGACAGGAGGAAAAGGUUUAUACAGGAAUGCCUGUUAAGACACCAUUUGUUGUGAAUAGUAGUUAUCCAUGUCCCAGUCCUUGAUUGUUAAGAAAUUAGCAGUGUUGUUUAGGAUGCAAAUUGGCCAGUACAGGUACUGUAUAAAAUAAUUGACACUGUGUAAAGAGGGAACUUAAAUAUUGUUUGAGGUUUUAUAACCUUAUUGUAAAUUGAACCUCCAAAUGAAAUGAAUUGGUAAGACUUUGCCUAUGAUAUAGCCAGAUAGUUAUAGCAUAAGUAAAACUAUAACAAGAAAUAUCCAAAGAUUUUUAACACUUCAUGAAAUACUGAGGAUAAUGUUAAGAUAUUAUACCCACAUUAUUGAAAUACAGUUUCCAUUGGGGUGUCGAGGCCUUGUUGGAUAGUAAUGUAGUCUGCAACAGGUCUCAAGAAUGCAGUGCUUCAUUGGCACUUCUGUAUAAUCAUCACUGAAAGCUUUAUGCACUCAAGGUAUCUGCUCACUUAUUAACAGUGGUUGUCAGUCUUUACCUAUGCAGCCAAGAGCCUCGGUGUCAACACGAUGAAAUUGUACACUUCCACGGAUCCUCACACCAGACGGACAUGUGGUCAUUAUUGUGAUAUUAGUGGCAUCUACAAAAUUGUUACAUUGUUAAUGUUGAUUUGUAUUUGUCAUAACUUAGUGUUGUGAACAGAGUAUUUAUUAACAGAUAAGAUCCGGUUAGAAACUUAACAUACUAUUUAUCACAGCAGAAUUUUAGCAAUGCCAAUUAAUAAAGUAUAGCAUAGAAUUAUUUAACUUGCUAUUUUUAUUUAUUUAUCUGUCACUAAGAGUAAUUUUAAAUUGUCUAGCAUUAGGUAAAUAAAAUAUUAAAGGUUGCGUCCCGUAGUAAAGGGGUGUUUAAAAUUAGUACCUUAAUUUCUGACGUUGGUAUCGGUGGUAACAGAGUAAAAAAAAUUUUUAUUUUGUGACAAAAACAUCAAAGUAGCCAAUUAUUGACUAGUGUACAUCCCGUGUUGCUAAGGCCGUCGUCACAUGUACACAUGACAGUCGGGAUAUACUGCACUGUACUCUGUAUUAUAAUGCAUCAGACACCUAUUUGGAAGUUGGGUACAGUACAGUAUUUAAAAUUGAUAGUCAGUAUUUUUGGACCAAUGUGAAGUACAGUUUUCAUAAUUACAAAUCUUAAUGAUAUUUGCAAGCAUGAACACAUUGUCCCUCACUUGCUUUAAAAUAAAAAAAUAAUACAAAAAUGUUAAAUUAUCAAGCAUUUGUUAAUUUUAAUCUUUAUUACAAAAGUAACUGAAAACAGUUACAUUUGUUUACUAAGUAAUAAUAGUUGCAGUUGGAAAAUAAUAUACAUCUUAUUAAAUCACCCGAGCGUUCCAAUGCUAGUAAGAGUUCACCAUCACAUAAUUUGCAUCAGUAGCACAGCAAGAAAUUAAUUUUGUGAUAUAGAUGUAUAUAAUGCAUUUACAGGGUGGCUACAGCUCUCUUCUGUUCCUACAAAGCAGACUGCUGCUUGUUCUUACAAUAAGGGUUAGAUUGUGCCUGAAGGGAAUAGUCUUUAAGUCAACAGGGAUCAUGUUGUAAAACCAGGAUCAAGAAGGUGGUUGAAGACUUGAUGUAAUCAUGGUAAGGUAGUCUAAUUUAUUGUAAGAAAAUGAAGAAGGUUGGAGACAGCAGUUGAGUCUAGUGCAUGUACAUAGUAAGUUUGUUGUCCACAUCAGUGAUGUUAAAUAUUGUUAAAACAAUAAAUUAUUAAAGAACUUUU